This is a messenger RNA of Dioscorea cayenensis subsp. rotundata (Guinea yam), 1427 nucleotides long. Its product is annotated as protein GrpE. Gene Ontology annotation, molecular function: adenyl-nucleotide exchange factor activity; protein-folding chaperone binding; protein homodimerization activity. Gene Ontology annotation, biological process: protein folding. The record is from RefSeq and is a predicted model, not a curated record. NCBI's taxonomy places the organism in Eukaryota, Viridiplantae, Streptophyta, Magnoliopsida, Dioscoreales, Dioscoreaceae. Gene Ontology annotation, cellular component: chloroplast. The transcript has 3 exons. The coding region runs from base 128 to 1108 and encodes 326 amino acids.
AGACCACGUGGACGGUGUACCAAAUCCUCUCCCGCGGCAGUCCUCCUCCUUCCCCUCUCCUUCUUCAUCCCCCUCCCUCCCAAUCCCCCUCGAAAUCCCCAGAACUCUCCAUUUAAUCCUUGCCACCAUGGCCGCCUCUGCUCUCUUCUCUGCCGCCAGCCCUUCUUGCGCCUUCUCCCAAGCCAGGCGAUGCUUCCCUUCGCCUCCGCCUUCUUUUUCUCUUCGUCUCUCUUCUAGAUGUUCUCUGUCAUCUAGGUUCCCGGUUUUCGGACUCAAAUCUUCGAGGAAGGGUGGUUUUCUUUGUUUCGCCACUGUUUCCACGGAGCAGGAUGUCUAUGAUUCUGCUGAUAAGGAAGAUGCAGAAACUGACAUUCCUGCUGAGGAGGGUGCAGAUGAUGAUGUUGAUACCGAUACAGAAGAGGACAUGGAUUCGGCUGUAUUGUCAUCAUUGCAAUUAUACAAAGAAGCUUUAGCACGUGAUGACCAAUCAAAAAUAGCUGAAAUAGAGGCCUUCCUUUUGUCCAUUGAAGAUGAGAAGAAUUCCCUAGCAACCAAAGUGGACUCGUUGUCUCAAGAAUUGGCAACAGAAAGGGACCGGAUUCUCAGAAUUAGCGCUGAUUUUGAUAACUUCAGGAAAAGGACUGAGAAAGAACGUCUUUCUCUGAUGAGCAAUGUGCAAGGAGAUGUUAUUGAAAGUUUAUUGCCAGUUUUGGAUAAUUUUGAAAGAGCCAAAGACCAAAUCAAGGCAGAGACUGAAGGGGAAGAGAAGAUCAAUAACAGUUACCAAAGCAUUUACAAGCAGUUCAUGGAGAUCCUUACAUCAUUGGGUGUUGAAGCCGUGCAAACUGUUGGUCAUCCAUUUGAUCCUUUGCUGCAUGAGGCAAUAAUGCGUGAGGACUCAAUGGAGUUUGAGGAAGGCAUCAUACUUCAGGAAUUCCGUAAAGGGUUUAAGCUCGGGGAGAGGCUUAUUCGGCCAUCAAUGGUGAAAGUAUCAGCAGGACCAGGUCCCGCGAAAGCGGAAGAUCAAGGUGAUUCAGGUGAGAAUGAAGGUGAAGCAAGUCAAGAAAGUACUCCGGAAGAUGGUCAGGAAGGUGGUGAUUCUGUGUAAUUUUUUUGUCGAAGUUUCCAUUAUCAAUUUUGCCACAGAAAUUCGAGCUUAUGAUCUAUAGACAACUGUCCUUUUUUCUGGUUAGGAUCUCAUGUUUCCAAUUAGCAGUUCCUGGUCUACAAUUUCCAUGAUAAAAUGAGAAGUUGAUUAAAUGUUUUGUCUGCGCAUUGAUUUCGUUGAUCUUUUACUUUUAAUGGAAAUGAAAUGUGGUGUUAUUAUUAAUUUUUCUGUGAUAUGAAUAUGAGUUGUAAGCUUGUAAUGGCAGGAAUGAUCUGGUAAUUAUAUGCAUAGUUCUGUAACUUUUAUAUUUUAAUUGUUA